Asterias rubens (European starfish) is the source of this 1419-nucleotide messenger RNA. Its product is annotated as G-protein coupled receptor 161-like. Gene Ontology annotation, molecular function: G protein-coupled receptor activity. Bases 1 to 1419 code for a protein of 472 amino acids. The transcript has 3 exons. Lineage: Eukaryota; Metazoa; Echinodermata; Asteroidea; Forcipulatida; Asteriidae. The record is from RefSeq and is a predicted model, not a curated record. Gene Ontology annotation, biological process: G protein-coupled receptor signaling pathway. Gene Ontology annotation, cellular component: membrane.
AUGGCAUCCAACAUGGAUCACCAUACCAAUAGCUCUACCUCCUUGGAUGAGCCAGACAACCAAGACAUAGCAACCACUGUCGUCCAGGCAACCACUCUCAGUCUCAUCUUCCUAAUCGUCUGCUUCCUUAACUUUCUCGUCACGUUCACAUUCUAUAAGAAGGCUUACCUUAUGACGCCGAGCAACAGGUUCGUCUUCAGUCUGACGCUGUCUAAUUUUGUCGGUGGCGUUGUGGUUCUUCCGUUUAACCUGAUCAGCUGCUUGUGUCACGAGUGGAUCUUUGGGGUUAUGUGGUGCAAUCUGACAGGGUUCGUCACGGUGUCUGUCACGGCUGGUAGCCUCCUCACCUUGACCAUAAUCACUGUUGACAGAUAUUUCGCAAUAUCACAGCCGAUGAUGUACCCAAUAAAAGUGACAUGCACAAGGACUGUAGAGUUAAUCGUUCUCGUGUGGAUUCUUGCCCUAGUAUGUAGUCUUCCUCCGGUCUUCGGUUGGUCUCAGUAUCGCUACAACCAAUCAAGAUCCAGUUGCUUCAUCAACUGGAGUCAUCACCCAUCUUACGCAGUUUUCUUCUCAGUUGCUUACGUCUGCACCCCGCUACUAAUCAUGUCUUGGUGCUAUGUGAAGAUUUUACAAGUAGCCCAUGUGCACAAGAGGAGAGUAAGUAAUGGGAGUGUCGUUGCCACGGGAACCCUUCGGAAUCGCAGAGGCUCUCGUCGGACUUCUCUACUGGUGAAUAUACGAAUGAGUUCGCCUUUUAAGGCGAUGAGAACUGUUGUGCUAACGAUGGGAGCUUUUUGUAUAAUAUGGGGACCAGUGACAGUGGAACUUCUGUACGAGGCAUUUAACGGCAUUCUUAAUAUACCUCACUGGGUGUUGACCUCCGUGACCUCUCUGUGGUACGCAAGUUUUAUCAUGCACCCUCUUGUGUAUGCCGUUUGGAACAGGAGUAUUCGAAGGGAGCUUCUCUCUUGGUUUUGUUCUCGAGGACGAUGGCUGGAUGAUGAGAUGCCGUUAUUUGCUCCGAGGAAUAAAGAGACGCGGGCCGUGAGCAUAAGUGGGAGUAUUGGAGAUCUUAGUUUUGCAACAUCAGUACAGAAUAAAGCAUCUUCUUUGGGUGUCACUACUGGUGCAACUCUUCCAUACAACUCAAGCAACGACUCAGGUACGGUACUUACUUGCAUUGAAGAGAGCGACGACGUUGGAGAUAGUGGCGAUCUCAUCUUGAGGAUGCAGCCCAACUCCCUAGCAAGGAGAAGACCCGCAACCAAGGGGAACCCCCUUCAGACUGUGGUGGAUGUUCAUACUCCUAUCGGGUUUAUUCAGGGGUCUCAAGACUCGCUGGAAGACGGCGAUAAGAUAUCUGUGAUAGGAGAGGAGGAGGACUGUAAAGAUGAAGGUAUUCUUGAAGAUGCUUAG